UGAAGUCCUAGGAGCACACGUUCACCUGGGGCCACCAGUGCAGUGACUGACAUACGGACUCAAUAAGGAGCUACAGCCACUGUUCAUAGUGUUGUUUUCAAGACAGAAUAAAGAUCUGACUGCAGAUGGCAUUUACGAGCACGGCCACCCAGAACUACUCAGCCAACCUGGAUUAUUAUACGGGUUCUAGUUCUGUGUUGCCUCCGUACGACAACCCGUUUAACCACACAGACAUCAUUUGUGAAAAAAGUCACGUCCGGCAGUUUGCUCAAACUUUCCUGCCAGCAUUUUUCUGGAUUGUAUUCUCCAUCGGCACAGUGGGUAAUGCCUUAGUCAUCCUCGUCUACUGCAAAUACAGAUACAGGAAGAGCAUCACUGACAGAUACCUGCUGCACCUGGCCAUUGCUGAUCUGCUCUUCGUUUUCACUCUCCCUUUCUGGGCAAUAGCAGCUUCACAUGGCUGGAUCUUUAAGAAUGUCAUGUGUAAAAUUUUCAAUAGCAUGUACAAGAUCAACUUCUACAGUUGUAUGUUAUUUCUAACAUGCAUUAGUUUUGACAGGUACAUUACAAUUGUCCAGGCCAUGAAAGCUAAGAACUCUAAGCGAAAAAGGCUUCUGCGCAGUAAACUAGUUUGCUUUGGUGUUUGGCUGAUUGCAAUAGGCUUAUGCAUCCCAGAAAUAGUAUACAGUGAAUCUAAGCAAGUUAGUAAUACAACUACAUGCAAGAUGGUAUACCCUACCACAGUGACCCGAACCAUCAAAGUUACUGUCCUAGCUUUGAAAAUCACAAUAGGAUUCCUCCUUCCUCUCUUUGUCAUGGUUACUUGUUAUGCUUUUAUAAUUCAUACCCUCCUUCAAGCCAAAAGAUCCCAAAAGCACAAAUCAUUAAAGAUCAUCAUCAUUAUUAUCACAGUUUUCCUCCUCUCCCAGUUGCCCUACAACAGCAUUUUGCUGGUCAAAACCAUCGAUGCCUACUCCAUGGUCAUAUCUGACUGCAAAACCUCUGACAACAUUGACCUCGGAUUCCAGAUAACUCAGAGCAUCGCCUUCCUUCACAGCUGCUUGAACCCCUUCCUCUAUGUGUUUGUUGGGGAAAGAUUCCGUAAAGCCCUCUUUACGGAAUUCUGCACUGAUAAGAGCCGAGAACAGAGCUCUUCCAUAUAUGAUAGCCAAGAAGGGAGCUCAAAAUGGUCUGCUUUGCUGGGGCUAUCAAAAAACAGGAGCUCUCUCACUUUGAUUAUGCCCCAAAAUACCUCACUCUCACCCAACUUCUGCCAAGCUCCUUUCAAAGUUAAUGGGAGUCUGGCCGGAGCAAGGAGUACUGAAUGCAGUGCUCUGUAA
Molecule: messenger RNA, 1340 nt
Organism: Emys orbicularis (European pond turtle)
Lineage: Eukaryota; Metazoa; Chordata; Testudines; Emydidae
Product: C-C chemokine receptor type 9-like
Exons: 3
Coding region: 126-1340 (404 amino acids)
Biological process (GO): immune response; cell chemotaxis; calcium-mediated signaling
Cellular component (GO): external side of plasma membrane; membrane
Molecular function (GO): scavenger receptor activity; C-C chemokine binding; C-C chemokine receptor activity
Source: RefSeq, a predicted model, not a curated record